GGCCGGUGCUCGGGGAGGAGCGGGGUGCUGAUGAGUUCUUUGACUCGCUGGACCAUGUCAUCGACGUCCACGGACACGUCAUUGGGAUGGGCCUGUCGCCCGACCACAGGUACCUGUAUGUGAACAGCCGCUCCUGGCCCAGUGACGCGGUGGUGGCCGACCCCAUGCUGCCCCCACCCAUCGCCGAGGAGAUCGACCUACACGUGUUCGACCUAAAAACCAUGCGUGAGGUGCGGCGUGCGCUGCGGGCCCACCGCGCCUACACCCCCAACGACGAGUGCUUCUUCAUCUUCCUGGACGUCAGCAGGGACUUUGUGGCCAGUGGGGCCGAGGACCGCCAUGGCUACAUCUGGGACCGGCACUACGGCACCUGCCUGGCCAGGCUGCGGCACGAGGACGUGGUCAACUCGGUGGCCUUCAACCCCUGCGAGCAGGAGCUCCUGCUCACCGCCAGCGACGACGCCACCAUCAAGGUCUGGCGCUCUCCACACACCGUGCGUGCCCUCCAGGCCCCACGCCCACGCCCACGCCCACGCCCCUUCUUCUUCUGGCUUGCCGGUCAGAGGCGCUGACCGGCUUUGGCGGAGGGACAAGCUCCAGGCAGGGGUGGCAGCUGCCUGCUGUCCUUGGCCCCGCCUAGGAAGUCGAACCCUCUCCUUGGCUGAGCCUCUGGUUGCCCAGGUAGAUGGGGGUGGAGCCUACAGCAGCACUGCUGCCCUAGGGAGUGUGCUAGGUUGGGCCACCCACCUCCCCACUGGGUACCCAGGGACCAGAUGCCCUGACCACUAGACGCACAGCCACCUCCACCUCCCAGCUGUGACACUGGGCACCCGGGGGCCAAAUGCCCCAACCACUCACACACGGCCACACACCUCCCAGCUGUGACACUGGGUAUCUCGGGGACAGUCACCACAGCCAUAUGACACCACCCCUCCCAUCCCCGUCUGCCUCCUGCCUGGCCCUGUGCAGGGACUUGAGGACAUGCUGCCCGGCUGGACAGCCCUCAGCAGGGCUUUUGCUCUGGUCGUACGUGUGGCACCAUGUGGCCAACAAGCCGCUGCAGCCCACAGUCCAGUACUGAAUUCGACUGUCCAGACCCCAGGCCUCUCCACUGGCUGCAGCCACCUGCCACACUAGAGGGUGCCGCAUGUCCCCUGAAUAAAGGCCCACAGCAGCACUCA
Echinops telfairi (small Madagascar hedgehog) is the source of this 1181-nucleotide messenger RNA. It is a transcript of the gene FBXW5, whose product is annotated as F-box and WD repeat domain containing 5. The record is from RefSeq and is a predicted model, not a curated record. Gene Ontology annotation, molecular function: protein binding. Gene Ontology annotation, biological process: protein ubiquitination. The transcript has 3 exons. Bases 87 to 572 code for a protein of 161 amino acids. Lineage: Eukaryota; Metazoa; Chordata; Mammalia; Afrosoricida; Tenrecidae. Gene Ontology annotation, cellular component: Cul4-RING E3 ubiquitin ligase complex; SCF ubiquitin ligase complex.